AUUUGUUGGUUAGGUUGAUAUUGAUAGUUGGCAAAGUUUGACUUUGUUAGUAUAAUUUAAAAUAAUUGUAAGGGGAAUUAUCGUUUGUAAUAAUAAACAUUUAAUAAAUAAUAAUAAUGUCCACGGCUGCAAGACCAACGUUUGAUGGAGCACGAGGUGGACAAGGACGUGGUGAAAAAGAUUUAAGUGCGAUUUCAAAGCAAUACAGUAGUCGUGAUUUACCUUCACACACUAAAUUAAAAUACAGAGAACAUGGACAAGGAACAGUUGACGAAUUACGUAAUCGAGAUUUUCGUCGUGAAUUGGAAGAACGUGAACGCGAAAAAGAUAAAUCAUCAGCGGGUAAUCGUCGUAUGAUUGAACCAGCACGCGAAGCUGCACCAUCUUCGAAACGUCAAAAAGUUGACCAAGCACCGGCAGCCAGUCUAGAUGCUGACGAUCCAUUAGAUGAGGAUGAAUCUGACUCAGACAGCGAUGAAGAUGACACUGCGACACUGCUCGCAGAGUUACAACGAAUUAAAAAAGAACGUGCCGCUGAUCAAGCAAAGAAAGAAAUGGAAAAACGCCAAGAAGAAGAGAGAAUACGAAUGGAAAAUAUUUUAUCGGGAAAUCCUCUUUUGAAUUACUCGGCUCAAGUCACAAGGACAGACAUGAAAGUUCGUAGGCGUUGGGACGACGAUGUUGUUUUUAAGAAUUGUGCACGUUCCGAGCCAAAAAAGAAACACGAUGUCUUCAUCAACGAUUCGCUGCGCAGUGAAUUCCAUAAAAAAUUCAUGGAAAAAUAUGUUAAAUAAUUAAAUUUAUCAAUACUAUUAUUUAUUAAUUCUAAUUUAUGUUUAAGAUAAAAUAAGUCGUCAAUAAUAUUUAUACAAUUAUA
This is a messenger RNA of Microplitis mediator, 877 nucleotides long. Its product is annotated as protein CWC15 homolog. The transcript is spliced from 3 exons. The record is from RefSeq and is a predicted model, not a curated record. Gene Ontology annotation, biological process: mRNA cis splicing, via spliceosome. Gene Ontology annotation, molecular function: RNA binding. Gene Ontology annotation, cellular component: catalytic step 2 spliceosome. Bases 117 to 794 code for a protein of 225 amino acids. Lineage: Eukaryota; Metazoa; Arthropoda; Insecta; Hymenoptera; Braconidae.